Chara braunii is the source of this 866-nucleotide messenger RNA. Lineage: Eukaryota; Viridiplantae; Streptophyta; Charophyceae; Charales; Characeae. The record is from the annotation of a GenBank genome assembly.
UGGGUUGUCAUCCCUUAUGCAGUGCAUAAGGUGUUCUUCCUGUGAUUGUAUGCACACUAUUAUUGUAUGCACUCGCUAUCUUAGGUGGAACUUGUAGGGCACUGCACCGAGAAUGGACUCUAUCUUGUGUAUGAUUAUAUGCCAAAUGGUACCCUGAGCCAACACCUGCAUAACCCUGCAAACUAUGGUUACAAGCCUUUGCGAUGGAAUGAGAGGGUACAGAUAGCACUUGAUGCUGCUAGAGCUCUGGAAUACAUUCACGAGCACACAACACCUAGAUAUGUACAUCGUGAUAUCAAGUCCAACAAUAUCCUUCUAGAUAAAAACAUGCGGGCAAAGGUAGCAGAUUUCGGGCUGACAAAGCUUAUUCGGGAGAACUCGGAUGGCAACUCACAGACACGGCUUGUGGGAACAUUUGGAUAUAUGGCUCCAGAGUAUGCAAGAUUUGGUGAGAUAUCAACAAAAGUUGAUGUUUAUGCUUUUGGUGUGGUUCUUCUGGAGCUUGUUUCUGGAAAGGAAGCGAUUGUACAGAGGGAUGCUACGGGGAUGAAUGGAACUAUCAUAUCUUUGGUAAGGAAUUAUGGAACCUCUGAGACCACCAUUGACGUCCUUGUUCCUUAUGGACUUUCAUCCAUAGUGACCAUUUGCUCAAACCAUGCCUCAUUGAUUCAUUUAUCUGAAGAGAAUAAGUGGGAUUAAUUGUACACUGUUUGACCAACUGCAAGGUAUCCAGGUGAUUGACACAGGGUGCACAAUCAUCGCCUCUUCCGUCCUGCAGAUUGGGCGUGCCAACUUGUUUUAUGUGGUCUGCUAAUGUGAAUGGUAUUUGGUGUUCCAUAAUCAGCACAGCAUCGGCAUUUAAAUUC